Clarias gariepinus (North African catfish) is the source of this 2473-nucleotide messenger RNA. RefSeq names its product chromosome 19 C18orf54 homolog (gene c19h18orf54). The record is from RefSeq and is a predicted model, not a curated record. The transcript is spliced from 8 exons. Bases 155 to 1621 code for a protein of 488 amino acids. NCBI's taxonomy places the organism in Eukaryota, Metazoa, Chordata, Actinopteri, Siluriformes, Clariidae.
CGGUAAACCCAGCUGAUUUGAUUUCAACAGUUUCAGAAACAUGGCCGUUGCUAAGCGAGACGUUUAUAUACUUGGUUUUAUUUACACUAACAGUAAAUAAAAUUUGUAUUAUCCUUAAACAGGAUCUGGAUAAUGGUGGUGCACUGCAUGGAUCAUGGCAUCUGUAGACGGUGUUCGAUCUCCAGAAUCAACCGUCACUUCAUUGCUAGCCACUUCAGGACGACUGAAAAGUUCUUUGCAUCCUGAACCACUUCACAUUAUUAAAUACAAAGACAGACAUUAUGAGUCUGCCUCUGAUGCUCUGGACGCUUACAUCGCAGAUUUUCAGUCUUCUGUGUCGUCAGUGGGGCAGCUGGAGCUUCCGAAGGAACAAAGCACAUCUAGCCUGCUACGCUCAGGAUACAGAAACAGAGAUGUGUUAAAAGAAAGCCUUACAGACCAAGAGCUGAACUUCCUAAGGCUUCCAACUGCUUCAAAGCGCAGAGAAUCAGACCACAUUAGUAUGACCACUGAUGAUCUGCUGCUACUGCCUGUUGACGGUUCUCUUCCUGUGACCCGCACAUCAGCUUUUCUCUCCCGAUUAGAAAGUUCCAGGCUAGAGAACAGCGCGAACUUGAGAAGUUGCUCUCGAUCCAGGCUUGCGGGAACACCAAAUAAGUCAUUAAGUUCUACCUCUGCAUCAAGAACUCUGUAUGUGGAUGAUUUACUGAUGGAAAGUUUAAAACCUAAGCAUGCACCUCUGCAGUUCAACUCUUAUAUGUCCACAAAAAGAGAUAAACAACACCCUGUUACAUCCCAUAAUCUUCCAAGAUGGAUGACCAGUCACAAGUCAGAGAUGGAAUUUUCUGGUGUAACUAGCAUUCCUGAUCUAAAGUACCCAGCCUGGUUGGAAGAAACUGGCACUACUGUUAGCACUCAGAAUGUUCCAGCAUGGGUCAACAAGCUGGAGGGGAAUGCUGAAGAAAGUCAUGAGGAGCUGAACAGUCAAGAGGGCCUCAUAGGUCAAACUGAUGAUAAUGGAGUGCCUUUUAGAGGCGAUAAGAUUGGAUCACUUAUUCAAAGGGCAGAGGAUGUGCUGAAGUCCCCAUUUUUAGGUUUCCAUGUUUCGGAUAAAGAGCAGCAUGGCAGCCCAGGGAACACAGAGGAGCUUUUAGAGGCUGACCGUUCUUGGGACAAUCCUCCAGUAACAUUUAAGUCUCCUGUGCCAGUAGGCUCCACUGAUGAACAAAUUAUAGCUAAGGAAUCUCAGGAAGAUGCAAAAGAGAAGUGUUUAGGCUCAUUUUCAUCAGGCUACAGCAGCAGGAAACACCCGGGGCCAGUUGAAGCCCUUAAACAGAUGCUGUUUAGCCUCCAAGCCGUGGAGCAGAGAGUAACACAACAAAAAGAGGAACUACAAAACAAUUCUAGCAGACCUAUCUCAGAUCCUCUAAUGCAGAUAGAGAACCAUGGCAAUGAUGAGGUUCUUAAACCAUAUAUUAAAGAUUCUGAUUUAGCUCCUGGUGGACAAUCUUUAAAAAGAGCCCUGCACCACCUUGGAAGACUGAAAAACCUUGUGGAUGAAAUGAAUGAAAGAAGGUCUACAGAAUGUAAGGAGGAGGUGCGUAGCAGUUCUGUCUUAUGAUGUCCUCAGGGAAUAUUAGACAAAAUGUUAUAUGUAAGACAUGUAUGUCUGUUAUAUGUGAGUCUGUUAUAAUUAUGAUUAUGUGUGUAUUUAUAUAACAUUGGUGCCUUAUGAUAAGUUGACUUUAACCGUAUUUCAUUAUCGCGCUAUAUUUUGUGUACAGGGUCUGUUUUGUUAUUUGCUUUUGAAUUACAAAACAACUUGAUUUUUAUAUUUGGUGAGCAUUCAUGGUGUGAUUGUUAUGAAAAUAACAAAUGAUGAUCAUUAAUAAAUGGAUUUGUUCUGUUCAGAUGUUAUUAAAUAAUAUGCUUUAAGUAAAAUACAGGAGUUUAAAUAAAGGCUCCAUUUAUAACAUUUCAUGCAGUGUUUUUCUGACCUAUUUGUUUUUAUAGCUAGAGUUCCAUAGCUAAUAACACAUGAAAUUUAUUGAACUACGCUCAGGAAGUGAAAUGGCCAUACAAAAAUGGAAUUGUUACAAAAUAGACAAUGUAUUCAGAGUGAGUAACAAAACUGACGAGCCAAACUCUGAUCUCUAGAAACUUUCAACUUUCCAAGGGAUAAAUUAGCCCUCACCUCCUUGCUCAUCAAACUGCAGCCAUGUUUCACUGUUAUGUAAUCAUUUACUUUACCUCCUGUAGGUCUUUUAGUUCACUGUUACGCCGUAUUUGCAUGCUGGUCUGUUUACACAUGUUUAAUUUUUAUUCACUCUACUUUUUAUAUUUUUAUAUAUAUUAUAAAUAUAUAUAUACAUAUAUACUUUUAUUUUUAUAUUUAUUUUUACUAGUUCUUUGCUAAUUUCUUACCAUCUGCUGUUUGGUACUGUCUCAUUUUAUUUUUGAUAUUAAAGCACUG